This is a messenger RNA of Staurois parvus, 393 nucleotides long. NCBI's taxonomy places the organism in Eukaryota, Metazoa, Chordata, Amphibia, Anura, Ranidae. The record is from the annotation of a GenBank genome assembly.
CCUCCCCUUCAGUCUUGCACAGGUGUACCGGCUCCUCCCCUUCAGUCUUGCACCGGUGUACCGGCUCCUCCCCUUCAGUCUUGCACAGGUGUACCAGCUCCUCCCCUUCAGUCUUGCACAGGUGUACCGGCUCCUCCCCUUCAGUCUUGCACAGGUGUACUGGCUCCUCCUCUUCAGUCUUGCACAGGUGUACUGGCUCCUCCCUUUCAGUCUUGCACAGGAGAAUACCGACUCCUCCCCUUCAGUCUUGCACAGGUGUACCGGCUCCUCCCCUUCAGUCUUGCACAGGUAUAUUGGCUCCUCCCCUUCAGUCUUGCACAGGUGUACCGGCUCCUCCCCUUCAGUCUUGCACAGGUGUACCGGCUCCUCCCCUUCAGUCUUGCGCAGGUGUAC